UAGUGUGCCUUUCCGAACAAACCCCUGUAGUUGCAUGUGUGAUGAGAUUUAACUCUCGGUCAGUUAUCUGCUUUAUGAAAUACACGCGAGGCGCUUCCAGUGGACAGAGGAAGUGUCUUCAGAAGGGAUAAACGGCAGAGAAGGGACAACUCUAUAUCUUCCAGGCGCAGGGUGAUGGGGAUGGAAGUUAUUUGCGGAUACUCAAACUAACAGUUCGAGCAGAUGAUAAAUGACAAACAGCCCAGACUUUACAGAAAGUGUUUCUUCAUCUGUUAAAUGACUUUUCGUCAUUUUUGUAAACUAUAGCUUUAUAGUGUUGGUCUGUAUAUCGAUUCGAAUCAUUUCAGCUCGCUGGACUUCGGUUCAUCUGCUUUUAUACAACCAAUUCUUCAUUAAAAACGCAUCUGAUUGAAUUUUGUGGAAAUAUCACAGAGAUCAUCCGUGCGUCUGACUUGGGAACCUACAAGCACUUCAGCGACAUUAACUGCACACCACUGAAAGAUGAAGCUUACUGCAUUCAUGUUCCUUCUCAUCAGUUCAGCGACAUCCAUCAAUCUUAAAUACAUCUCCAAGAGAAACUCAGUGGAUGGAUGUAUAGACUGGUCAGUGGACUUGAAGACGUAUCGCGUGUUGGCCGGAGAACCGCUGCGGGUGAAAUGCGCUCUCUUCUAUAGCUACAUUCGCACUAACUACAGUGUGGCCCAGAACGCCAAGCUGCGGCUCAUCUGGUACAGGAACAAGGGUGAUUCGGAGGAGCCAAUCAUCUUCUCAGGUCAUCGGCUCAGUAAAGAAGGAGAUUCCAUUUGGUUCCGCUCGGCGGAGAUGGAGGACAACGGAUUUUACACUUGUGUGCUCAGAAACUCGACGUACUGUAUGAAGGUGUCCAUGUCGCUGACAGUUGAGGAAAGUGAAGAGGGUUUGUGUUUUAGCAGUCGAAUACGUUACCUGGAGCGGGCAGAGAUCACUAGGAGUAAAAUGAUCACCUGUCCUGACAUUGAUGACUAUCUUGCCCCCUACAAGCAACCCAUCAUGACCUGGUACAAGGAGUGUCAGCGGAAAGACUGGAGAAGCUCAAUAAUCAUAAACACCACCAGCCUGUGGAUUCCUGAGGUGCAGGAGGAUGAUGGUGGAAACUACACCUGUGAACUGAAGUACGGCAGUAGAGUUGUGAGGCGGACCACUGAACUGAAAGUCACAGCCCUUCUUACGACCAGACCACCAAAAGUCUUGUUCCCAGUAGAGAGAAAAGCUAAUAUUAUAGACGUCCAACUCGGCAUGCGUCUCAUCUUGGAUUGUAAGGCAUUCUUUGGUUACAGCGGGGACGCUCGGCCCAUCAUCUACUGGAUGAAGGGGGAUAAGUUUGUAGAAGAGUUGGAAGGACACAUAAGAGAAAGUGAAGUCAGGGUGGUCAGAGAGUUUCUGGGGGAGAAGGAAGUGUUGCUAUCACUGAUCUUUGAUGCUGUGGAGGAGACAGACAUGGGGAAUUACACUUGUAAUGUGGAGAAUCACAUCGGCCGUGGUAGUGGAAGUGCCAUUCUGCAGAAGAAGGAUGUGUACAGGCUGGAGCUGGUCGGGGGUCUUGGUGCCAUCAUGCUGUUAUUAGGGAUCUUUACGGCCAUCUACAAGUGCUAUAAUGUGGAAAUCAUGCUCUGUUACCGACAACACUUUGGCAGUGAUGAAACAGAUGACGACAAUAAGGAAUAUGAUGCCUACCUCUCUUACACCAAAGUGGACUUCGAAUCAGUGGAGCGCGAGAUGAGCGAGGAGGAGCAGUUUGCCCUGGAGAUCUUACCUGAUGUGCUGGAAAAACAAUUUGGAUAUAGGCUCUUCAUCCCACACCGGGACCUCAUUCCCAGCAGCACAUACAUUGACGACCUGACCCGAAGUGUUGAGCAAAGCAGGCGUCUUAUUAUCAUCCUGACCCCUGAGUUUGUGGCCCGACGCGGUUGGAGCAUCUUCCAGUUUGAGCCGCGACUGCACAGUAUGCUGGUGACAGGGGAAAUCAAAGUUAUCAUGAUCGAAUGUUCUGAUCUCCGCAACGUUAUUAACUACCAGGAAGUAGAAGACCUCAAGCACACCAUUAGAGUGUUGUCUGUCAUUAAAUGGAUGGGUCCCAAGAACAACCAUCUUAAAUCCAGGUUUUGGAAACAAGUUGUGUACGAGAUGCCGGCUAAGAAAAAAGAGACCGUGUCUCGACGGCAGGUGUUAGAUUCGGGCGAGCAGGGGCUCUUUGGCGACCUGCAGGCCGUAUCGACCGUUGCCAUGACAGCAACUUCAGCAUCCUUAGUGCCGGCUCAUGUUGAAAUUCCAGACUAUAAUGAGCCUGCUCAUCUGCAAAUGCGUCAUUUCUGUCACAGCUAUGAAUACGAGUUGCCCACUUCUGCAAUUGCCACACUUAGCAGCCGUCACAUGUAUUGCAAUUUACCAAUGACGUUGCUUAACGGAAGACUGACACAAAAUAACACUGGGAAAGCCAAGAAGGACAUUCACUUGAAUAGCACAUUUGUACCGCUGUCCGGACAAGAACUUUCAAGUGAUAUUUGGUAGAAUAUACUCUUAACAAAGCAAUCGCCCGCCGGGACAGAAUCAAAGCUUUGCUGUUUUUAUUUUCCUGUUUCUUUUUAAUCUGCAUGAUAUCAUUUUAAGAUAAAAACAUAAACAUUUCAAUUUAAAGUCUUUUUCUUUUACUACCUGUUAGGUGUUUUCAGAUAGAUGAAGAGCUAUUGAGUCCUUACUUGAAUUUCUUCUUUUUAGAGAUUAAAACAAUAAAUGACUUUGUAUUUCUCUUCAAGGUAUUCACACUAUGUACAGCUUCAUAAUUAUUCUUUUGAAAUUUGACUGCAUAUUUGAGUGAAUCCACAAUAAUGGUUUUAUUUCUGAAGAGCAGAUUACGACUUUGGUUGUUACAGCACAAUAAUGUAAAGACACAAAGACCCUGAGCUUUAAAGAAUAUUAUGUUCUGUUUAUGCAAAUAAAUACUAUUCCAAUUAAAUAAGCACAUUGAUAUUGUUUGUAGCCAAUUAGGAGGAUGUAUUUACAUAUUUGAUUAUUUGCCUUGUCAUUUCUUGAGAAUUGUUUUUUAUUUAUUUAUUUAUUUUCCAGAGCUUGCUUUAUCACUGCAUUAUUUGAUGUUUAUAUGGUGUGUCUGGUAUUCAAUGAAAACAUUAAGUGUUGCCAUUGAUCAGUAUUCCAGUCAGUUUUAUCAUUAGCAUACAUUAUUCCUAUUUAUUAUACAUCAGAAUUAUAUGCUGUUUUAUCUUCUCUUUCUAUAGUUUGAAGCUCCUCUAAAUAUAUCAGUGAUAUCAUUUUGCAUUAUAACAGCUAGAAACCAUAAUUUUACUUUCGCAUCUGAUGAAUGGCACUGACUACACUAAGGUCCCGUACACACUGCAUAUUAUUUUGGUUGUCCCUUCACCUUUUAAUGCUUAUUCCUGUUCUGUACACACACAGUUCUGUAAUUUAUAGGACUGAGAACUGCAUUCUACAACUGAAUUAACUCCCGUAAACUCCAGGUAGUGACAAACGAAUUUUCAGAAACUUUGCAUAGUUUGUACAUAACCGAACUGAACAACUAGUUACUGGUAGUUAACAUGCAUCAUGGACAUGGCAUCAUGGACAUGACAGGUCUCUCUUCUGAAAAAAUAAAUGCCUAAAAGGGGAAAAAGUGCAGAAAAUGACGUUUGCCGACUAAUGUUGCCAGAUCUUGAGUGAAAAAAACAGCAAACAAGAAAAAUCCAAUAAUAAACCAAAAUAAAUCCAAAUGCUUUACCUCAAAGAUCAAAAUAUUGGGACCAGCAUCUUCACACUUUAAUAACACCAAAAACUUGAUCGCUUCAUGAGCCAAAAGCCAUAAACGGUUAAGCGCCAAAAUAGUAUACAAGUACAAAAAAAGUCAAGGACCUGGCAACACUGCAAGACUAUGGAGCAGCCUCACAAAAUGCGUACAAUACACAAUGCCAAGAUGGAGGUUUAUUUCAAAACAUAAUGGUGUUAUUUUGGUCAAAGCUGUAAGUGAUAAGCACGCGAGACAGUAGAACGAUGCUAUUGUUAUCUCUGUGUCAAUCAUCACAUUUUCUGGAGUGAGUCUUGUUCCGUACAGACAUAAAACAAACAUUUAGGGGAUUCACUCCCACUUUUAAAUACAUUUGCAGUGUGUACGAGGCCUAAAACUACUAAAGAGUGUUGCUGUCCUUUAUCUACUGAGCAGCUAGUCUGAUUUACAGGUUUGUUUUUGAAUGAGCUAAUAAAGUAUUUGUAAUAUAUCAUUGCAAAAAUAAUCCUCGUUAUCAGACAAGAAC
Paramisgurnus dabryanus is the source of this 4298-nucleotide messenger RNA. It is a transcript of the gene il1rapl2, whose product is annotated as interleukin 1 receptor accessory protein-like 2. The record is from RefSeq and is a predicted model, not a curated record. Gene Ontology annotation, biological process: signal transduction. NCBI's taxonomy places the organism in Eukaryota, Metazoa, Chordata, Actinopteri, Cypriniformes, Cobitidae. Gene Ontology annotation, molecular function: interleukin-1 receptor activity.